This is a messenger RNA of Elgaria multicarinata webbii, 1495 nucleotides long. It is a transcript of the gene SAXO1, whose product is annotated as stabilizer of axonemal microtubules 1. Bases 69 to 1325 code for a protein of 418 amino acids. Gene Ontology annotation, molecular function: microtubule binding. The record is from RefSeq and is a predicted model, not a curated record. NCBI's taxonomy places the organism in Eukaryota, Metazoa, Chordata, Lepidosauria, Squamata, Anguidae. The transcript has 3 exons. Gene Ontology annotation, cellular component: cytoskeleton; sperm flagellum; axonemal microtubule.
UUUAUCCCAAUGCUCAACCCAGAGAAUCCUGCAAACCCAAAAUAGAGUACCACAAGCAGCCAGUGCCCAUGGAAGGCAUUUCAACUGCCAGAAGAGAUUAUGUCCCUCAUCAAGUGUUCCCUAUAAAACAGAAACCUCAUGAUAAGUAUGUCAGGAAAGAUGAAAAUAUGGACCUGUUGUCCACAUAUAAACAAGACUACAACCCUUACCCUAUUUCUCGAGUGGCUCCUUGCCGGCCCCAGGAACAAAACUAUUCCUCCGAUGAGAAGAUGACCACAAUACCGACAUACAAAAAUGAUUAUUUGGCAUGGAAUCAGCCCAAAAGGGAUAUGAUUAAGCCAGAAAAUGCUUACCAUCCAUCAGAUCAAAAAUUUGACCACAGGACCACUAACCAGGAUGAUUAUCUUUACAAGGGGCCAGUUAUUACCAAAAGCUGCAAGCCUUAUAAGGCACCUCACCUCACAAACAUACCCUUGGAAGGCAUGACCAAUUACAAGUUGAAUUAUGUGGCCCAUCCCAUGCCAAAUCGCCAUGUCAACAAACCUGAGCCGUUCAAGCCUAGCGAUGUCCCAUUUGAAGGUCUCACCACCCACAAGCUGUCUUACAAAGGAUUGGCAGGGCAGCCGGCAAAGUCAGUCAAACCACCCUAUCAUAGGCCAGAUCUGGACAACUUUACUGGGACGACUGAAGUUCGGGAGAAGUACCUAGCUUGGCCAAUGCCUGCUCCCUUCAUCAGAAAACGGGAGGUGUACACACCACCUAAGGAGAAGAUGGACCUUCAGACAUGUGCACAAAUUCAUUAUGGAGACCCUCAUGGGCACCCAGCCACAUCAUGUAAACCAUUGGUUCGUGUCCCAGAGAACACAGGGCCUUUGGACUACCGCACCACUAUGAGGGAUGAUUACAAGCCUUGGAAAUGCACGAGACCCAAUGCCGUUUGUCCUCGACAAGAGCUCACUUUGCCGGCUGUGCCCAUGGACACUUUGACUACUUUUCAGAGCCAUUAUGUGCCCCAUCCACUUCCUCUCACUAAGAGCUUUAAGCCCCGUUGGCCAGCAGCUAGACCUCGUGUACCAUUUGCCGAGGAAACCACCUAUGCCACAAGCUACACGCCAAAGGAAAUUCACAUAUGUCCUGCCUCUUUCAAAGAUCCACCUGGCUACGUAUUUGACAAAAUUGAUGAAGGCGGGCACAAGAGGUUCCGACCUGCUACCGUGGCCCAGUCCCGACGCACAUCAAGUUCAAAGAUUGCAGAUCGGAGAGGCAGUCCUUCUGGUGGCAGCUUGAGCCAAGCAGGCUUCAAAGGGAUAGCAUUAAAAGCCUGAUGUUUAUCAACCUGCUUUCAAAGAGAUUGCUGAUUUUAUUCCAUAAUGAAGGCUAUCAAUGUAAUGCCUGCUUCUCUGGGACUGAGAACUUCUGGUAGAGUUGAAUAAAUAACACUUAUAGGAGAGUCAAAUGAAGCUCUCCUCCCUUGGCAGCAUUAUGAAGUAUUAUU